Messenger RNA from Oikopleura dioica, 336 nucleotides. NCBI's taxonomy places the organism in Eukaryota, Metazoa, Chordata, Appendicularia, Copelata, Oikopleuridae. The record is from the annotation of a GenBank genome assembly.
AUGACCUUGACUAGUCAGGUGUGUGUACUCGAAGCUGUUCAUGUAGAGAAAGAUGAUUUCAAAGAGGAGAAGAGCGUUAAAAAAAUUAGAUUCGGGGAGACAAAAGAAGGAGUUGACUGCGAUCGCCCGAAAAGUUGCAUCAUAAGUCAGAGAAAUCUUGUUGCAAUGUCAGGCACAUCACCGAAAAUAUCCAGCUACACCAAAAAUCACAUGACCUUCGAGGAUUAUGUGGCUACGCCUCUGCCAAUUUUUCAUUUCGUUUUCUGGCUAUUUGUGGUGGCUUCAAGCGUAUUUAUGGCAUCUUUAUGGACAUCUUACGGACGGAGAGAGAGAUAA